Molecule: messenger RNA, 1699 nt
Organism: Phlebotomus papatasi
Lineage: Eukaryota; Metazoa; Arthropoda; Insecta; Diptera; Psychodidae
Product: TWiK family of potassium channels protein 7
Exons: 6
Coding region: 258-1517 (419 amino acids)
Biological process (GO): stabilization of membrane potential; potassium ion transmembrane transport
Cellular component (GO): membrane
Molecular function (GO): potassium ion leak channel activity
Source: RefSeq, a predicted model, not a curated record
UUGCUCCACCAGUCUGUAUCCGACUCUAGUGAAAGUCGCCCAGGAUACGCAACUCUCGCACAUCAUGUUCUAAGCAUUUCUUUUGCUCUUUUCCGCACCCAUCCGACCCACGAGGUGAACACCACCGGCUCAGUGAGUUUGCUUUUUGCCGUAGAAUGUGAAAGGUGCUGCAUGAGAACCUGGCACAGAACUCUUUUAUCAGUGCUUAACAGUGAAGAAGAAAAUCAACUAAUAAGGAUUACAGUGUUAAUAAAAGAAUGAGUGAAUCGGAUCCGAAUAAUGAGUUGUUGGAGCAAUUGAAGAAAUUUGACGCAAAUGUCUGUGAAAGGGAAACUUUUGUCCAAAAAUUCAAACGACUUUGGAAGUCGUUUAACGUGAAAAAAGCCCUCGGUCAUAUCAGUUUAUUGGUAUCAUUGGCAAUCUACUGUGGAGUUGGUGGAAUUGUGAGUAAAAACAAUGGGGUAUUCCGGGAACUGGAAUUGCCAGCCGAAAGAGCACGUGUUGUGGAGUUGCGUGACAUUGUGCGGGAAAAACGACACAAUUUCCUCACAGCAGUGACCAAUAAUACCGAUGUUAGGAACUUGGAACGUUUAGUAUCUAUGGAAUUAGCAAAGUAUGAAAUUUCUGUUCAGGAAGCUGUCCAAGGUGGUCUUGUGAUCUCCGUUGAUGACGAUUUUCCCGCCGAUGAAGAGAAAUGGAGUGUAAUGCAAGCUGUAUUUUUCUCAUCAACCGUUUUAACGACAAUCGGAUACGGAAAUAUUGUUCCAGUGACAACAUCAGGAAGAAUCUUCUGUAUGUGUUUUGCACUCAUUGGAAUUCCUCUCACAUUAACCGUCAUUGCGGACAUGGGUGUUCUCUUUGCCACAGCAGUCUCAACUAUUGCUAAAAGUUUACCUCCAAUGCCAAAAUGGUGCAAACCCAAGAAGGACGCCGACUUUUCCAGCAAAAGAUGGCUUUAUGCUCUAUCAGCUGUUGCCUUCCUGGCCUUUUAUCUGGCUGCUGGGGCUGCUCUCUUAAUUCAAUGGGAGGAAGAUUGGACAUUUUUUGAUGGUUUCUAUUUUUGCUUCAUCACAAUGACCACCAUUGGAUUUGGAGACAUUGUGCCGGAAAAGCCCAAUUAUAUGCUACUUUGUACCUUAUACAUUCUCGUUGGUUUGGCCUUAACAUCCACCAUAAUUGAGCUAGUUCGUCGUCAAUAUGCCCAAAGUUGGCAGCAGCUCCAAGCACUAUCAGGUCCUUUGGCAGAUACUCUGAGACGAUUAGGAGCUUCUGGUGGUGCUGGUGGAAUUGAUGUUUCUGCUCUGCAGAAUGACCUAAAGCGGGUAUUAACUGUAUCAAUGCCAAGAAGACAUGGUUUCAGUGGACCAAGUUCCGAUAGAAAAGACGAUGAUCAGGAAAUGGCAGCUCUUGAAGCAAUCACCAAUGCCAUUUUGCAAGAAGUCAAGGAGGCAGCACAUCAAGCCCACAAGCAGCAUCCCAAAGUUGUACAAAUAGUUAUAUAUGAGUCAUCUGUCUAAUGAUCUUAUACAUAAUAUCUUGAUAAUAUAUUCAAACUGUCUAGUCAGGCUGCAAGAAAUCACUUUUCUAAAUGCACACACAUUACAACACGCAAUUUUAUGUAACUAGUCAUGAUGGAAAUAUACGUUUAUAUACAUUAGGCACAAGUAUAUCUUAAAAUAAAACUUUUAUACUAUCUUUA